Messenger RNA from Plectropomus leopardus (leopard coralgrouper), 4990 nucleotides. The record is from RefSeq and is a predicted model, not a curated record. NCBI's taxonomy places the organism in Eukaryota, Metazoa, Chordata, Actinopteri, Perciformes, Serranidae.
CUGAAUUAAUUUUUUUCUAAACCAUUAUCCUUAAAUUAUUACAAAAUGUCAAUACAUUUCUUCAGUUCUGCGUGGACUAUUAACGUUUCGUUUAGGAUGUUAUAAAAACCGAAGCUGGUGGAGACAUUUUAACGUUAAAUGCUUGUUUGAAUGUUAGCUAACUGGUGUCCAUUAAGUAAGUUAGCGCAGAAAACUGACAACACCGUAAAUAAACUGUUUUAUUUCGAGGAGUUUCCUGUUGACGAGUCAUAUUAACGUUUAGCCAGUCUUUGUUUGCUGUCAGAGUAUCGACUAUACUGCUUUAUUUUCCUGACAGUCCAUCAAAAGGAGGUUGACCAUGUCCAAAGGAGACAAGGGCUUCAUUGUCAAGUUUGUGGAAAGUGAAGGACAAAGAAAUGAGUAUGCCGUCAAGGCGUAUGAGGCUAUUCUGGAGCUCCAGUCUGACAAAUACUUAAAAACCAUCGAUGAAGAUGCUGUUUUACAGAUGGACCAGAAGGACAAGUCUCUGUUUGUCUUCAGCAGCUUCACCACUUCAGCAUUUCUGCACUGCAAAAAGCUUGGCUGCCGGGUGGUGAGUCCACUGGUGGUGUUGUACUGUCUGCAGCAGCAGCACUGUGUCCCUAAAGCAGAGAAUCCCGUCUAUAACAUGGCCAUGGCUGACAUCACUAUUUCCUGCACCAGUCUGGAUAAAGCAACACGGACAGAGGUGAUGGAUCUGGUGCAGCUCAUGGGUGGACGGGUCUGUCUUGACCUAAAUAUAUCUGUCACACACCUGAUAGCAGGAGAGGUGGGCAGCAAGAAAUAUCUGGUAGCUGCCAGUCUGGGUAAACCCAUCCUGCUGCCUUCAUGGGUCAAAGCCUGCUGGGAGAAAUCUCAGGACAGUCUUUUCAGGUAUACCGAUCUGCCCAUGGAGGACUAUCUGUGCCCGGUGCUGCGCGGCUGCACCGUUUGUGUGACAGGCCUCUCAAGCACGGAGCGCAAAGAGGUGCAGCGGCUCUGUGAUCAGCACGGAGCCAACUACACCGGUCAGCUGAAAAUGAACGAGUGUACACACCUCAUCGUCAGUGAGCCCUCAGGUCAGAAGUACGAGUGUGCAAAGAAGUGGAACGUGUAUUGCGUGUCUCUGCACUGGCUGUUUGACAGCAUAGAAAAGGGCUUUUGUCAGGACGAGAGCAGGUACACUGUGGAGCGCAACGCAUCAAAGAAGACGCAGCCGCAGACUUCCACCCCCACUGGCACCAACAAGAAGGGAGAGGGUCCUUCUCUGUUGGGCUUGAGCCACAUUUCAGUCAAUGCAAGCAUGACCAUAAAUGACACAGCGGUCACCAACGGCAGCAUCAGCCGCCUAGAAGCUCCAGACCCCAUCGACACUCUGGAUCUCACCGUGUGCCCAGCGGAUGAUAUACUGGAUAGCUGUAAGCUGUAUUUGUGCGGCCUGCCGGGGAAGAAACUGGAGAAGCUGCGGCGUCUUGUGAACGCUGCAGGAGGUCUGCGCUUCAACCAGCCGCAUGAGGAUCUCACACAUGUGGUCAUGGGAGAGCUGGACCAGGACCUCAAAAAUUUUAUCUCCAAAGCAACACACAGACCUCAUGUGGUAACAGUGCAGUGGCUGCUGGACAGUUUUAACAAAGGCACUUUGCUUCCAGAGGAAGGUUACCUCCACCCCGACUGCCUGCCUCCGGCUCCAGCUGCUCUAUCUGUGCCGGCCCGUCACACUUCCACCUCCCGAACCUCCGCUGGUCCUCCUGUGGCCAGUCCCAGCACGCCCAGGCAAACCAGAGCAGAGGAAGAUCUGCUCUCACAGUACAUGGAUGAUGACCCUACAGUAGUUGACAUGCCCCCGGCAGAGGGACUCAGCAGGAAGUCCAUCAGUACACUUGCAGAGCCUCACCGCGAAUCCUGGACGCCAAACCACACCAGAGGACCAGAGACAGACUCAACUCUGCAGGAAGCCAGCCAGGCAGGCCUGUUUUUUGGAAAGCGUUUCCUCCUUUUGGGUUUUGGCGCUGGUGAGACCCAGCUGUCUCUACUGGUGACAGAAAACGGAGGCAGGGUGCUGAUGGGUCGUACACGUGUUGUGGCGGACUUUGCAGUCGUCCCGCUGUUGGGCUGUUUGGUGGAGGCCACAGUGGACGAGGUGGUCACUGAUACCUGGCUGGCCAUGUGUGUGGAGAAGGAGUGUGUCCUGCAGCUGUCCUCCAACCCUUUGUUCACCCCUGUCCCUGUGCUGGACGGACGUUUUCCUCUCAAAGAUUGCGUUCUGUCUGUGAGUCAGUUCACCGGCGCAGAGAGGGAGUCUUUGGUGGAGAUGGCCAAACACCUCGGAGCAAGUAUGGUUACAUAACACGUCCAGGAUUACUUUGUGCGCCUCGCCAACCAGAAGAAAGGGAUGCUGGCCAGCACUCAUCUGGUGCUGCAGAGCCCCGAAGGCACAAAGUACCAGGCAGCAAAGAAAUGGGGGCUUCCAGCCGUCACUGUGCGCUGGAUACUAGAGUCUGCUCGCACUGGCCAGAGGGCAGAGGAGGGGCGCUUUUUAGUUGACCUGCCACCCUCACCAGAGAGAGAAGAUGAGAGUUUUGUCGGUGGUUCCCAGAGGACAGCCAUGCCUCCACCAGCACAUGUGUCUCCGGAGGGUCCCUUUACUGGGCCCAGAGCGGUAAAGGCCGUCACCCCUCUGGAUUUAGGCCGCUUCCAGAGCAAAGUGUUCCGCUCCGUGUUGGACGAGAUGAAACCCAAAGAGGACAUCGGCACGCCCAAACAAAACCAGGAGGGCGGCAGAAUGAACCCGCUGCAGAGGGAAGCGUCCCUGAAGCUGGACACUCCCUCUCGUUUCCUCAGCAGAGAUCAGCUGUUCAGGCCCUCCUUUAACGUUAAGGAUCCACUGGGAGAACUGGAGACUCCAGGGGGAAGAUCCAAACCAGGAGAGAGGGUGGAGACGCCGCUGACUGAUGUCAUCAACAGGAACCUGAAGGUGGCUCUGGCCAAUAGCACCCGAAAUAAUGCCUCAGAUAUGCAAGCCAUCUCUGCCAGCCCCCAAUUUACUAAGACAGCUACGAAGGAGGUCCCAGAAAAAGACGCCGGCCCUCUUGCUGGUGUCGUGAUCUGUGUGGGAAAGAAGCUGAGUAAAAUGCAGAGCGAACUCAACGCCAUUGCUGCCUCGCUUGGAGCUGACUUCAGGUGGGCUUGUGAUGACACCGUGACACACUACAUCUACCAGGGCCGUGUUGGAGACAACACCCGGGAAUACAGAGGAGUGAAGGAGAGAGGGCUGCAUCUGGUGUCCCAGCACUGGCUGCAGGCUUGUGCUGACGAGCAGAGGCACGUCCCGGAGUCUCUGUAUCCGUUCACCUACAACCCCAAGAUGAGCCUGAACCUCAGUCAGGUGCCCAACAGUUCCCAGAGGUCUCCACCUUUUACACGAACCCAACUAAAAGACAUUGCUGAGGCAAAAGACGACAAGAGUGAACUCACUGCCACAGAAGAAGCCACAACGUUACGUCGUGUAAGCGACGGAAGCGGAGAUCAAGAACAGAUGAAUGAUACUGCAGAUAAAAGUGAUAUUUCAGAGACUCUAGAAAUGAGAGAGAACCUGCAGAGACAGCUCCAGGAGAUCAUGUCGGCCACGAAGCUGACGACAGGGAGGCGCACCUCAGUCAGACUCAGCAGGUUGGGAUCAGCAGGGGCCGACUCGGGCCCCCAUACACCUGAGGGGAGUCGGGUUGGACGCUGCGGGAGCAGACGUACCCUGGAAGCUCUGAGGGUUUCCAGAGAGGCAGCUAUGGACAUAAACACAGAGCCGUCUCAGAGCGAGCAGAUCGUUUGGGACGACCCGACAGCCAGGGAGGAGAGAGCCAAGCUGGCUGAUAACUUGCAGUGGCCGGGGAGUCCCUCACAACACUCUGAGCCCUUCGUACCUCCGCCUCCUCCCACUACUGAUGAGAACGGUCCCCAGUUCAGGGACUCCAUGACGGACUCUGAGCUGGUGGAGAUGGCUGCCUGUGAAGUCAUUGACCAGCAUAUGGGUCAGAGACUCACAACAAAGAAGCGAGAAAGUGACAUCCUCACUCCUGAAGCCCCGAGCAUCGCCUUCCCUCUCGCCAACCCCGCAGUCGCACCGGAGCCACAGGAGGAGCGUGAGGAAGUAAAGCAGCCGCCCAGAUUUCAGCUGUCCUCCCUCAGCCCUCAGGAGCGCAUUGAUUACAGCCACCUCAUCGAGGAGCUCGGCGGGGUCGUCCUGGAUAAGCAGUCUUUCGACCCCAGUUGUUCCCACAUCAUCGUAGGGACUCCACUGCGCAACGAGAAGUACCUGGCAGCGAUGGCGGCGGGCAAAUGGAUCCUGCACCGCUCGUACCUGGAGGCCUGCCGCUCUGUUGGUCGCUUCAUCCCGGAGGAAGAGUAUGAGUGGGGCAGUAGCUCCAUCCUGGACGCGUUGCCCUCCAUCACCUCACAGCAGAAGAGGCUGGCUUUGGCUGCCAUGCGCUGGAGAAAAGCGCUGCAGGGACGCUCUGAGGAAGGGGGAGCCUUCAGUGGGUGGACAGUGAUGCUGAACAUCGACCAGAACAGAGAAUCAGGCUUCAGGCGCUUACUGCAGUCUGGCAGGGCAAAGGUCCUGCCGAGUCCCUCCCCAUCCCUGUACAAGGAGGCCACUCACCUGUUUGCAGACUUCAGUCGGCUGAAACCCGGAGACUUCAGAGUCGACAUAUCAGAGGCUACCUCCCACGGAGUCACAUGCCUGAAACCAGAGUACAUCGCAGACUACCUCAUGCAGGAGCCGACCCCACCCAUCGAGCUGUACCACCUGACUGAAGCCCCCUCUGAAGAAACUCCAGACACUCCGUCACGUAAGCGCAAAGCAGCCGCAGACAACUCCAGGCUGAAAAAGACACGUCUGGCCUGAAAAUGUCCCCACUAAAUUUUGCAAUUAUAAUUCCCAUAUCUGUGAAAAAGAAUGUAAAUAAGAUUUUCUCUCUUAUGUUAAAAAUAAAAUAAA